AUAAGGACGUGUGCCAGCCUCAGAGUUUGGUGAAGGCUUCUGUGCAAGGACGGGUCAUCGGGCUUUCCCUCCAUCAUUGGAUACUGUGCUCCAAGGACCAUGGUCUGCUGAGAAAGAGGAGGAACUCAACAGGGGGCACGAGUGACACUCCACUGAACAUACAGCAGGGGAACAACAGAAGCAGGCCAAGCCGGAAGAAGUGGGAAGCAGCUUUAAACACAACAAGGGGACAGGUGCGGUAGGGCAAAAAUGGAAAACGCCCAUGCCAAAACAUCGGAAGAGUGCCUGGCUUACUUUGGAGUAAGUGAGCAUACAGGCCUCUCUCCUGAGCAGGUGAAGAAGAAUCUGGAAAAAUAUGGACCCAAUGAACUCCCAGCUGAAGAAGGCAAAACUAUAUGGGAGCUGGUGGUGGAACAAUUUGAAGACUUGCUUGUGCGAAUUCUCCUGCUCGCAGCCUGCAUCUCUUUCGUGCUGGCAUGGUUUGAAGAGGGUGAAGAAACUGUCACCGCUUUUGUGGAACCAUUUGUCAUCCUAUUGAUCCUGAUUGCCAAUGCCAUUGUUGGAGUAUGGCAGGAACGAAAUGCCGAGAAUGCCAUUGAGGCCCUAAAGGAGUAUGAACCUGAAAUGGGCAAGGUCUAUCGAUCUGACAGGAAGGCGGUACAGAGAAUAAAGGCCAAAGACAUGGUCCCUGGAGACAUUGCAGAGGUGGCAGUUGGUGACAAAGUCCCAGCUGAUAUUCGCAUAAUUUCCAUCAAAUCCACCACUCUGCGUGUGGACCAGUCCAUUCUGACAGGUGAAUCUGUCUCUGUGAUCAAACAUACUGAUCCUGUCCCAGAUCCCCGGGCUGUAAAUCAGGACAAGAAGAACAUGCUGUUUUCUGGUACCAACAUUGGUGCCGGCAAGGCUGUUGGUAUCGUCAUCGCCACAGGCGUGAGCACUGAAAUCGGUAAGAUCCGCGAUGAAAUGGCAGCCACAGAGCAAGAGAAGACGCCAUUGCAGCAGAAACUGGACGAGUUUGGUGAGCAGCUGUCCAAAGUCAUCUCCCUCAUCUGCGUGGCUGUCUGGCUCAUCAACAUCGGGCAUUUCAACGACCCCAUACACGGCGGCUCCUGGAUCCGUGGCGCCAUCUACUACUUCAAGAUUGCCGUCGCCCUUGCUGUGGCUGCCAUCCCAGAAGCUUUUGCUGUCAUUAUGUUUGUUGUGGACAAAAUAGAGGGAGAUUUUUGUGCCUUGAAUGAAUUCAGUAUCACUGGUUCCACCUAUGCCCCUGAAGGAGAAGUAUUUAAGAAUGAUAAACAAGUCAAAACUGGACAAUAUGAUGGUCUUGUUGAACUAGCCACGAUUUGUGCCCUUUGCAAUGACUCUUCACUGGAUUUCAAUGAGUCCAAAGGUGUAUUUGAGAAGGUUGGAGAGGCCACUGAAACUGCCCUUACCUGCUUGGUUGAAAAGAUGAAUGUCUUCAACACAGAUGUACGAAAUCUCAGCAAGGUGGACCGUGCCAAUGCCUGCAACUCAGUAAGUACAUUCUCCUUCCAGGAACUGACUGUCAUUAGAGUGUCAGGCACAGGGAACCAAGACCGCCGUGAUUAA
Protobothrops mucrosquamatus (brown spotted pit viper) is the source of this 1590-nucleotide messenger RNA. RefSeq names its product sarcoplasmic/endoplasmic reticulum calcium ATPase 1-like. Bases 250 to 1590 code for a protein of 446 amino acids. NCBI's taxonomy places the organism in Eukaryota, Metazoa, Chordata, Lepidosauria, Squamata, Viperidae. The transcript is spliced from 12 exons. Gene Ontology annotation, cellular component: membrane. The record is from RefSeq and is a predicted model, not a curated record. Gene Ontology annotation, biological process: calcium ion transmembrane transport; intracellular calcium ion homeostasis. Gene Ontology annotation, molecular function: P-type calcium transporter activity; ATP binding; ATP hydrolysis activity.